Molecule: messenger RNA, 1275 nt
Organism: Cryptococcus deneoformans JEC21
Lineage: Eukaryota; Fungi; Basidiomycota; Tremellomycetes; Tremellales; Cryptococcaceae
Exons: 3
Coding region: 345-1061 (238 amino acids)
Source: RefSeq, a predicted model, not a curated record
AGAAGAAUGAAGAGGAGGUACGACUGCUUUGUGUACCUAUGACUGGAUGCUCAUCGAUCGAUCCACUGUCCUUCACGGCUGUGUAACUUGCCACGUGAAAUCCUUUUCUCGUACGUACUUACCCCUGCCAUACGAUGGUAUGAAGGGUCCGUGCUCGAUCGAUACUGUUUAAAAUAGGUCCUUCCUCAGGUCUGAUGGCCAACGACACAUAAGCGUGAUCCUGUGUACUGCAGCAUAUGAGUCCCAAACUACGACUGUUGUAUCAUCUUCCAUCUUUCUACUAUCAGCCUCCCUUCAUCCUCCUUUAACCAAUAACGCGUACGCACUCAAUCCACUGGGACAACAUGAUCAGCGUUCAGCUACUGGCUAUACUUUUUGUGCCAUCCACCUUCGCUAUUUCCCUCCCUUACCUGUAUACUAGACGACUAACCCAUGUGGAUCAAGAACCAUUCAGCCCACAAUUCACAGGAUGCGUCAAAGAGGAUUAUACGACGGGAUUAACAGAGGAUGGAUACUUACUGGAUAAGUCAAUGCAAUACAACAAUGAAGACUGCAUUAAGCACUGCAUUGAAGAUGGCAUAAAUCAAUACGCCUUUUACAGCUAUAAAGAUAGAAUGUGUCAUUGCUCGAAGGAGCAGCAAUAUAUUCCUUCGGCCGAUUACAGAGACGGCGAUGGCGAUGCAGGAGGUUGCAUGCCCCAUCAGAUUAUUAUUACCUAUCUAAUCUCUCCCUUUAUUUUCUCUGGGUGUACCUGGUCAUCAACCUCCACACGUCCGAACGCUUCGAUUCGUAGCUUUAUCACUUUCCCGACUGCUUCUCACGAAAACUGCCUUGACCUCUGUAGCUCCAAUCCAGAAGCCAACGUCGCUGAAGUAACUCCAACCUACAAUGCGGAGCAUGACUGGUGGCAUUUUCAGUGCAGCUGCUUCAACGAACAAUCUUCAAGUCCUGAGCCAAGUUUGGUGGUGAAUCAGGAAAUGGAUAUUGAACUUGUGACAUGGGAAGACUACAAAUCAAGCUGUGGUUUUGAGAGUGUUUUCAAGUACAGAAGAUCGACCUAAGGGCGUUAGGAACAAUCCUUUAGGAAGCGGAAGGUCCAAGCAGUUAUGGAGGGUGACAGUAGAUUGUACAGUACCAAGGAAAAGAAUAUCCCCUCCCCAACUCCCCAUUUGAUCCAGCGAAGCGUUUUUGACCAUACCAUAGCUAUGACUUUGAACUGUUCGUGCAUGUACUUAUAACUAUAUGAUUCUUUUUCUAUAUGGCAUCCAAGUCACC